Messenger RNA from Sesamum indicum (sesame), 1256 nucleotides. Its product is annotated as Transducin/WD40 repeat-like superfamily protein. The record is from RefSeq and is a predicted model, not a curated record. Lineage: Eukaryota; Viridiplantae; Streptophyta; Magnoliopsida; Lamiales; Pedaliaceae. Gene Ontology annotation, cellular component: Set1C/COMPASS complex. Gene Ontology annotation, molecular function: chromatin binding; protein binding.
AGCCAAAAUCUAGGUGAUUCUUAAAGUACCCCACAUAAACCCUAAUCAAAUUAUCGCUGCACGAAAAUACCGUCUUGUUUCUGAAUCACUGCAUUAUUUUCUUAAUCGAUUUAAAUUCCCCAAUCACUGCCGGAGAAGUAUUAACCGAAGCAGAUGAUGGCGCUUUCCGAACUCAACGACGACAUCGUUCGCAGCAUGUCAGUUGGAGCUGUCUUCUCUGAUUUUGGUGGGAAAAUUAAUUCGCUUGAUUUCCAUCGAACGGCUGAUCUUUUGGUAACAGCAAGUGAUGAUGAUUCGGUGCGACUCUAUGACAUUGCUAGUGCUAAAUUGCUGAAGACCACGUAUCAUAAGAAACAUGGGGCCGACAGGAUAUGUUUCACUCAUCACCCAAGUUCGGUUAUAUGUUCUUCAAAGCACAAUUUGGAUGCCCAUGGAGAGUGUUUGAGGUAUCUAUCUAUGUAUGACAAUAGAUGCCUUCGAUACUUUAAGGGGCACAAAGAAAGGGUGGUGUCCCUGUGCAUGUCUCCAGUGAAUGACGGAUUCAUGUCUGGUUCUCUAGAUCACAGUGUCAGGAUGUGGGAUCUUCGUGUAAACGCCUGUCAGGGGAUCUUACAUCUGCGAGGUAGGCCUACAGUUGCUUAUGAUCAACAAGGUCUGGUCUUUGCAGUGGCAAUGGAAGGAGGUGCAAUCAAAUUAUUCGAUUCUAGAUCAUAUGACAAGGGUCCCUUUGACACUUUCCUAGUUGGCGGCGAUACAGCUGAGGUCUGUGAUAUUAAGUUCAGCAAUGAUGGUAAAUCAAUGCUUUUGACAACAACAAACAACCAUGUUUAUCUACUUGAUGCUUAUAAUGGAGAGAAGAGGAGUGGAUUUAGUAUGGAUUCUUCCCCAAAUGCAACCAUAGAGGCAACUUUCACGCCGGAUGGCCAAUAUGUGCUCUCUGGUUCAGGUGAUGGAAACAUACAUACGUGGAACAUCAGUAAUGAGCCAAAUAAGGUGGCGUGUAUGGAUAGUUACAUCGGCGUACCGUCGUGCCUAAAAUGGGCUCCUCGCCGAGUGAUGUUUGCGGCUGCUGCCUCUUCAGUUCUAACCUUCUGGAUUCCUAACGACGCCAAGCCUGCCCCUGAAUCCUGAUGUCUGCCUCAAUUCAUCACAUGAAUUACUACUUUUUCUUUCUUUCCCUUUUCCUUUUCUUGCUAUGAAACCCACAGGGGACUUUCUUUAUCUUUUCGUUAAUUUAAAUGUUGGAAUUGGCAUUA